Drosophila innubila is the source of this 233-nucleotide messenger RNA. RefSeq names its product bomanin-1-like. The coding region runs from base 32 to 166 and encodes 44 amino acids. NCBI's taxonomy places the organism in Eukaryota, Metazoa, Arthropoda, Insecta, Diptera, Drosophilidae. The transcript is spliced from 2 exons. Gene Ontology annotation, biological process: defense response. The record is from RefSeq and is a predicted model, not a curated record.
CCCAAGUUUACAUAGUAGAACAAUCAACAAAAUGAAAUUCUUCUCAAUUGUUUCCGUGUUUGUGCUCGGUCUUUUGGCUCUGGCCAGUGCCGUUCCCCUCUCGCCCGAUCAUGACAUUAUCAUUAAUGGACAAUGCACAAACUGUGAUGUAGAAAACGGCCAUUGAACUUUGCCCUGUCAGCUGAUAUAAUUAAUUUUAAUAAAACUUAACUAAUGCACGGCAAAUGCUUGAA